Molecule: messenger RNA, 690 nt
Organism: Harmonia axyridis
Lineage: Eukaryota; Metazoa; Arthropoda; Insecta; Coleoptera; Coccinellidae
Exons: 2
Coding region: 58-381 (107 amino acids)
Source: RefSeq, a predicted model, not a curated record
AUUCUCACUUCGAGAAUGUAUCAAUUGAAUUGAAGCUACAACCAACAAAACGCAAUAAUGAAAGUUGUUAUCAUUCUUGUAUUUGCAGUUCUUGCUGCUGCUUCUGCAAUACCAAUAGGACCUGGUGACAUAGCAGUCGAUGAUCAAGGAAAUGUUUUUUACCACAAAUUGAUUCCUUUGGAGAGAGUUAGAAGACAAAGCGGUGACUUCAUCAAAGCUGGAGCAGUUCACUCCUCUAAAUAUGGAGGAGGUGGUCAAAUCGUUGCUAACAAAAAUUUGGCAAGCAGCAAUCAUCACAGCGUGGAUGCACAGGCAAAGUACACUCAGUAUGGAAGUCAUAAGGAAGGAUGGGCUGGUAUCAAUUAUUCUGUGAGCUGGUGAAAUUUCCAAAGAAAAAUCGAAGAAAUGGUUGUUAAAAUUUCUGAAUAAUAUCGACGAAUCAUGAGAUCAUUUUGAAACCAAAUUAAAUCAACCCUCCGAAUUUUUUUGUAGAUUUCGAAAAAAUUGUUUUUAUUAUUUAUAUUGUUGAUUGUAGGUAUAUGCAUGUCUACCAAAAAUUUGAAAUACAUUUUACUUAACUUCGUAUAUGUUCCUGUCUGGAUUUGCAAUUUCUCCGUCCUCAUUUAGAAUUGUAGAUAAAUGUAUAAGUAAAUGUAUUACAAGGCCAUAAUUAAAAAAUACAUCAAUGAA